GUUUUGGUGAAGUCAAUUGCUGGAUAGGACUGUUUGCCAAAUUGCCAAUUAAAGCCUUUAAUUCGUUUUUCAUUUAUUUCACUCUAGCUUCUAAAGCAAUGCAAGACAAAAAAUAUCUCACCGCCAUUUAUAACCUUAACCUCAUUCACAUUAGCUACCUCACACAAUGGCAACCUUGGCGCAAUUGUGUCUACUGUUGAUUCUGUUUGUUGUUCCUCUGAGAGGAGAAUCAAGCUGCGACACCGUAUCAUGCGGCGCAAUCGAUAUAGAAUUUCCUUUUGGUCUGAAUAAAAGCGAAAGCCGUGGAUGUAGGCGUGGCUACCCGAGAUUCGAAGUGUGGUGCGACAAGCGUAACCGAACGCUGCUGAGAGUGGCAGGUUCGGGGGAUUUGGUGGUGAAGAGCAUAAACUACGAGGCGCAAACGGUUAAGGUUAACGACCCCGAAGGUUGUCUCCCCAAACGUUUCUUGCAGAACCUCAGUCUCUCCCUGCACCCACCUUUCACGUUCGACGCAACACUUUACGACCUAACCUUCCUUCGAUGCCCUUCCAAUUCCACCGUAACAAAGGUGCACCCGCUCCCACCCAUUUCCUGCCUGCGGGACUCCGACUCCGACUCGGUCAUAUUCUCGUGGUGGCCUCUCAGUGACACGUCACCCUGGCGCGAUGAGUGUGAGGUGAUAUCCUCGGCUUUCGUGCCCAUUGCGAAUCCGGAGGCAACGGCGUCGCUUUUGGUGGCAGAUCUUAACGACGACGUUGCGUUGAAGUGGCACGUACCGGCGUGUGGGGAUUGUGCGGGCCGUGGCGAGCUUUGCGGCUUCACCGGAGACACCAGUCUUCAAGUUGGAUGCUUCCCUGCUGCUACUACUCCUCAGAAAACCCAAGGACUUUCAAGAAGUGCCAAAUAUGGCUUAACGAUAGGAGUGGGAAUACCUGGACUGCUGUGUUUAACUGGGCUUUGCUGCUUUAUGUGCAGUAAAUUUGACGUGUACGCACAUCGCCACCGGGCUGGGCCCAGCAACGAGCUUCCGAGCUCGAUUACUACCUUCCCACCUCUGUCGUUCACAAUGGGCCUGAAUGGGCCAGAAAUUGAAAAACUCCCCAAAACUUUAAUUGGUGACAGUGGGCGGUUACCGAAUUCGAACGAUAACACGUGCCCAAUAUGCCUGUCAGAAUACGAGCCCAAGGAGACACUGAGAACCAUACCCGAAUGCAACCAUUACUUUCAUGCACACUGCAUAGAUGAGUGGCUCAAGAUGAACGCCACGUGUCCCUUAUGCAGGAAUUCACCCGAUCCAUCUUCUACUGUUACCCCUUCUUCUUCAUCUUUAUCAAUUUAUUCCCCUUUGCCAUAGAUAAUCAGUGAACACAAGUGUUGUCAAGCGUUGGUGUCUCUUCUGUAAUAUACAUUUUUUUUUAUAAAUGUUUUACUACUUC
Messenger RNA from Cajanus cajan (pigeon pea), 1436 nucleotides. Its product is annotated as RING-H2 finger protein ATL20. The record is from RefSeq and is a predicted model, not a curated record. Lineage: Eukaryota; Viridiplantae; Streptophyta; Magnoliopsida; Fabales; Fabaceae. Gene Ontology annotation, molecular function: polysaccharide binding.